CCACGACAAAAGCGCCUCUCUUACCGGUUCAAAGAAACUUGUCGCAUUAUUUCAAUCAACAAACCCGUUAUGACACAUGUAAAUUUUUAAUGCAAAUGUCACACAUCAAUGCGAUAUCCAGUUUCGGCGAUGUCAAUCAUUCAAAAGGCAAACCAUUUAAUGGAUAAUUAACGUCAUGACGGAAAUUCAAAAUCAUUUUACCAUAUUUGAUGGAUCCUCAAAGAAAAAUACCGGCUGGUCCUGUAGCGCCUUCCAGUUUGAAAUCAGCUAGGAAAAGUUUCGCCGUAACAAAUGCAUUUGUACGACGUGAAGACAAAAAAGGUGAAAUCCUCACCGUGCACACGAGCACGCCCAACGUAGAACACCGGUCGUAUCAUGCCGAUCAAUGUCAACUUUACCAAGGAGACGUUAACCUUUUAUCUAUCAUAAACACAAAUAAGGAUAUAAUGUGUUGUAAAUAUACCGAGGAUGUAAAUGAUAUCGCGCUGGGUUUCUCUGACGGCACGGUGAGGCUUUUCGAUUGCAACAACGGUAACUGCUCGCACACGCUGGUGGACGACGAGUGUCGCACCUACCCUGGCCCAGUCACCGGCAUCAAGCACCGCCCCGUCAGCAAAUCGCAUCCCGUCACCAACACGCUCUUGACUUCGUAUGUCAACGGCUAUGUAAAAUGUUGGAAGUACAAUUAUCACCAAUGUCUAUACACAAUAAGAGAGAAACGACAAACAUUAGGACUCUGCUACCAUCCUCGCCACUCCAAGUUCGUUACGUACGGAGACGACGCUAUAUUGAACAUGUACGAUGAUGAAACGCAGACGCAAGAAAGAGCCUUUCAUUCCAGUGGUAAAAGAGGUACGAUAGACGGUCAUCAGUCGAGAAUAUUCGCAUGCACUUUCAAUCCGCGAUCGAACCACGAGCUGGUAUCGGGCGGUUGGGAUGACGUCGUCAUUUGCUGGGACGCUCGCCAGCCCUUUGCAACUCGAUACUUUGUUGGAGUUCACAUAUGCGGUGAAGGAUUGGACUUUGAUAAGCCGGGUAAACAGAUUUUAACGUGUUCGUGGCAAGACAAUGACACAAUUCAAAUAUGGGACUACGGGUCUUGCAAACUGAUCGACACUAUUGUACCAGACAGUCAUCCAUCCAAGCUAUAUUGCGGCAAGUUCGUGCCUAACACUAAUUUGAUUGUAUGCGGUGGUUCCGACGGGAAUAUGCUUCGUGUUGUGGAUUACAAUUUAAAAUUGACGGAAUGUUCAAUCAGAUACAAUCCUGGCGCCAUAUAUGCAUUUGACUUUGGAACAGUUCGAAGGAAGAUAAAAAAAGUGCCAGACACUUACAAAAGAGUAAAUGAGCUGCAUACAGUGCCGCGCGUGGCGUUUGUAAGCGGGAAAAAACUUCAGAUUGUAGAUUUUGGCUAAGUUAAUACAAAAUACAUUUUGUAUUAGA
This is a messenger RNA of Papilio xuthus (Asian swallowtail), 1443 nucleotides long. RefSeq names its product transcription initiation factor TFIID subunit 5. The coding region runs from base 210 to 1415 and encodes 401 amino acids. Gene Ontology annotation, molecular function: protein binding. The record is from RefSeq and is a predicted model, not a curated record. NCBI's taxonomy places the organism in Eukaryota, Metazoa, Arthropoda, Insecta, Lepidoptera, Papilionidae. The transcript is spliced from 6 exons.